This is a messenger RNA of Verruconis gallopava, 1709 nucleotides long. RefSeq lists its product as uncharacterized. The transcript is spliced from 7 exons. Gene Ontology annotation, biological process: cytoskeleton-dependent cytokinesis. Gene Ontology annotation, cellular component: cell division site; microtubule cytoskeleton; septin complex. Bases 214 to 1344 code for a protein of 376 amino acids. Gene Ontology annotation, molecular function: GTP binding; molecular adaptor activity; GTPase activity. NCBI's taxonomy places the organism in Eukaryota, Fungi, Ascomycota, Dothideomycetes, Venturiales, Sympoventuriaceae. The record is from RefSeq and is a predicted model, not a curated record.
AGCGAACCGCAAGGGGACCACGACACCAACUUCGCAUCUGCACCUCGACCGCACCUUUUCCAGCCGAUUGCAACACCAGAGAUUGUUGCUGACAACCGCUAUUCUCGUGCGAAGCUCUUGCACAAUCCACACCCAUUUCCUGCGCAUCCAGAGGCUCUACCCUGUUCCACGUACCCUUCGAAGCGUAGCGUCAGCUAGAGGCAAGCCAGCAUCAUGUCUUCUCACCCAUCCAUCAACGCGGUUCGUCGAAAGAAGAAUGUCAAGAAAGGAAUUCAGUUCUGCUUGAUGGUUUGCGGUGCAUCAGGCACAGGUCGGACCACAUUCGUCAACACCCUAUGUGGCCAGAAGGUGCUUGAGCACAAAGACUCCGAUGACCCAACCACUGCGCACAUCGAGGAAGGUGUCAAGAUUAAGCCAAUUACUGUUGAGCUCGAUGAGGAGGGAACCCGCAUAUCGUUGACCAUUGUUGACACCCCUGGCUUUGGCGACCAAAUUGAUAAUGAGGCCAGCUUCUCGGAAAUCGUAGGCUACCUCGAGAGACAGUACGACGACAUUCUCGCGGAGGAAUCCCGAAUCAAGCGAAACCCCCGCUUCAGAGACAACCGUGUGCAUGUCUUGCUUUACUUCAUUACACCCACUGGCCACGGGCUGCGCGAGCUGGACAUCGAGCUUAUGAAACGCCUUUCUCCUCGUGUCAACGUCAUUCCUGUCAUCGGCAAGGCGGACUCGCUUACACCUGCAGAAUUGGCAGAGUCCAAGAAGCUUGUCAUGGAGGACAUUGAGCACUAUCGUAUCCCUGUCUACAACUUCCCUUAUGACAUUGAGGAGGAUGAUGAAGAUACCGUUGAAGAAAAUGCCGAGCUUCGUGGCCUCAUGCCAUUCGCUAUCGUCGGAUCGGAGGAGGUGGUCGAGGUUAACGGCCGACGAGUUCGCGCUAGACAGUACCCCUGGGGCAUUGUCGAGGUCGACAAUCCUCGUCACUCCGACUUCCUUGCCGUUCGCAGUGCACUUCUGCACUCUCACCUUGCCGAUCUCAAGGAAAUCACGCACGACUUCCUGUAUGAGAACUACCGUACCGAGAAGCUCAGCAAGAGCGUCGAGGGUGGCGCUGGAAUUGAUUCCUCCAUGAAUCCUGAGGAUCUUGCCUCACAGUCCGUCCGCUUGAAGGAAGAGCAACUUCGUCGCGAGGAAGAGAAGCUUCGCGAGAUCGAGGUCAAGGUACAGAGGGAGAUCAAUGAGAAGAGACAGGAGCUUUUGGCCCGCGAGUCGCAGCUCAAGGAGAUCGAGGCACGCAUGCACCGUGAGCAGAAUGCCGCCCUUGCAGCAGAUGACGACCGCGAGUAAGCAGCUAAGCCAUCUGUCGAGUUUUUAUUUUCAUACGCGAGCAAAAUGUCAUUGAUUAUUGGCUUGAGUUGCAGAUGCGGGUCUUACAUUACCGUGAUUGCGGCCCGCUGUAUGAGGGAAAAAGGAAAGGGGAGUAAUCAUCUAUUCUUUACACUAGCUAGGCGAUAUGGAGUGUGUGCUGCAAGAGUGGCCUAACAACUGGCAAGGUUUUGGCCUUGAUGGUUUGAGCUGCAUUGCGCUGGGGGUCCAAUUGAAGAUUGAUUUCGUAUGUGUACGCAAGAACACCUUACAUUUUUAAUUCUAGGCUUGAUCUCGUGCUCUUGGUGCAUUAUCUACCACGAGGAAAUACAGAGUGUCCCUCGGCG